Molecule: messenger RNA, 435 nt
Organism: Colletotrichum paranaense
Lineage: Eukaryota; Fungi; Ascomycota; Sordariomycetes; Glomerellales; Glomerellaceae
Exons: 1
Coding region: 1-435 (144 amino acids)
Source: RefSeq, a predicted model, not a curated record
AUGUACGGGUUGAUCCUCAACUACAUACCAACUGCUUCGGUCACCGCCCCGCAUCACACCGAGGAAUGCAACCCAUCUCGCUCACGAGUCACAAAUGUACAUAGGCGAGGCGGAACCUGGAAGCUGCACGCGGCCAGAACGUCGGCGAUGCUACGGUUACGAUGCGCUUGCGAGCGCAAAUACAACAGGUCACAAACCUUCUGUCAUCGUUUGACCGGUUUCCCGUCUAGUUGCCCUGCGGACUACUGGCCACGUUCCAACGUCGCAGUGUUCCACCAUGCCAGGACUCGGCAACUCAAUUGCUCGACAAGCCAUAGACCUCACCCCCUCGAUCCUCCCAAACGACUUUCAAAGAGACGGUUUUCCGGCCCUAACUGUCUGCUGUUACACGGUGCCCAGACUCUCCUCAUGAAGCACUGGGGCAGGGGUAUAUGA